Anopheles funestus (African malaria mosquito) is the source of this 1580-nucleotide messenger RNA. It is a transcript of the gene yip2, whose product is annotated as 3-ketoacyl-CoA thiolase, mitochondrial. The transcript has 5 exons. The record is from RefSeq and is a predicted model, not a curated record. Gene Ontology annotation, molecular function: acetyl-CoA C-acetyltransferase activity. The coding region runs from base 208 to 1404 and encodes 398 amino acids. Lineage: Eukaryota; Metazoa; Arthropoda; Insecta; Diptera; Culicidae. Gene Ontology annotation, biological process: fatty acid beta-oxidation.
AAUCGACCGUAAAUAACAGAACCUGCCGUCGUUUCACUGCUGUUCAUUUCUUUUCGCUGCAAGUUGCAACAGUUGUGUUCUACCCAACCCUGUUGUAGAUUUAUCGUUUUAAAUAACGAAUUAAGCUUUAAUUCACGUGUAUUUUGUGUGUAGUUACGCAACUUUUUUUGUGUAAAGUUUGAGCAACUCCGGCAUCAUUCCUCUGAAAUGGCAGCACUAACGAAAGGAGUUUUCAUUGUGGCGGCCAAGCGCACCGCUUUCGGUACAUUCGGUGGAGCAUUUAAGAACACCAAUGCAACGCAACUGCAGACGGUAGCGGCAAAGGCAGCGCUUGAUGCGGCCGGUCUAAAGCCGGAUCAGGUUGAUUCCGUUAACAUCGGUCAGGUGUUGGUGCUGUCGUCGACCGAUGGUGCGUUCCUACCCCGGCACGUGUCGCUCGGAUGUGGUGUUCCAAUCGAGCGACCAGCUCUCGGCGUGAAUCGUCUAUGCGGGUCCGGGUUCCAAGCGGUAGUAAACGGAGCACAGGACAUCCUUGUAGGUGCGGCACACAUUUCGCUCACCGGUGGUGUUGACAAUAUGUCCCAGACACCGUACACGCUGCGCAACAGCCGUUUCGGUAUUCCGCUCGGAACUAGCCCUGCGCUAGAGGACGCACUGUGGACCGGUCUGACUGACUCCUACUGUAAGCUCCCGAUGGCACUGACGGCAGAAAACCUCGCCGAAAAGCAUAAGAUUCCACGUGAGAAGGUGGACGAGUUUGCGUACCGUUCGCAGCAGCUCUGGAAGAAGGCAAAUGAUGAGGGCGUAUUUAAGACGGAAAUUACUCCAUUCAAGCUAAAGAUUAAGGGAAAGGAAGUUAACUUUGCGGUCGACGAACAUCCGCGUCCGCAGACCACCCUGGAAGGAUUGGCAAAGCUUCCGACGCUGUUCAAAAAGAAUGGUGCCGUUACUGCAGGAACUGCUUCGGGUAUCUGUGAUGGUGCUGCAGCAGUUGUGGUUGCUUCGGAGGAAGCGAUCAAGAAACACAACCUGACACCGUUGGCUCGUUUGGUUGCGUACAGCACGGUCGGUGUGCCACCGGAGAUUAUGGGCAUUGGUCCGGUACCUGCUAUUCGGAACGUACUAAACGUGGCCGGCCUCAAGAUGGACGAUGUGGAUCUGUUCGAGAUCAAUGAAGCGUUCGGCGUACAGACGCUGGCUUGCGCACAGGAACUCGGUCUCGAUAUCAACAAACUUAACCUGAACGGUGGUGCAAUUGCACUUGGUCAUCCGCUUGGCGCUUCCGGAUCGCGUAUUACUGGUCAUCUUGUGCAUGAGCUGAAACGAAAGAACCUCAAACGAGCUGUUGGAUCGGCCUGCAUUGGAGGAGGACAGGGCAUUGCGCUGCUGCUGGAAGCUGUUUAGUAGAAGCGCAAUCACUAACAAUCUAUCCGGGAAGAGCAAUGGGAAACGUACCUCAAAACAAAGUGUGUUUAUUUUUCUAAAAAAAAAACUGGUUGAAAAUAGAUUGUGAGCAAAGUUGUAGUAGUAUUUUUAAGAAUCUUCAACGAGUAAACAAAGCAUUUUUGUCUAAACAUUAA